This is a messenger RNA of Hypanus sabinus (Atlantic stingray), 1910 nucleotides long. Its product is annotated as 3-hydroxyanthranilate 3,4-dioxygenase-like. Gene Ontology annotation, molecular function: 3-hydroxyanthranilate 3,4-dioxygenase activity; iron ion binding. NCBI's taxonomy places the organism in Eukaryota, Metazoa, Chordata, Chondrichthyes, Myliobatiformes, Dasyatidae. Bases 57 to 839 code for a protein of 260 amino acids. The record is from RefSeq and is a predicted model, not a curated record. Gene Ontology annotation, biological process: quinolinate metabolic process; 'de novo' NAD+ biosynthetic process from L-tryptophan. The transcript has 10 exons. Gene Ontology annotation, cellular component: cytoplasm.
UUAAUGCUCUGCUCUGGGCUUUGUAAUUUCUAAACUGGUUUGAGCAGAGCAAAGAUAUGGCGCUGUUCUAUAACGUGGACACCUGGAUUGAGGCGAACAAGCCACAUUUUAGUCCUGUUUGCAACAAACUCAUGAACUUUGGUCAGCUGUUGGUCAUGUUUGUUGGAGGACCCAAUGAAAGGAAAGAUUAUCAUAUUGAGGAAGGAGAAGAGUUGUUUUACCAGUGGAAAGGUGACAUGUGCCUGAAGAUUAUAGAAAAAGGAAAGCAUAAAGAUGUACACAUUCGAGAAGGAGAGAUGUUUUUGUUGCCAGCAAGAAUUCCCCAUUCUCCACAGUGUCAGGCAAACACAGUUGGGCUGGUUUUUGAAAGGACUAGACUUGAAACAGAACUGGAUGCCCUCAGAUAUUAUGUAGCGAAUUCUACUGAUGUCCUGUUUGAGAAAUGGUUCUACUGUGAUGAUCUGGGUACCCAGCUGGCACCGAUAAUAAGAGAAUUUUUCAACUCUGAAGAAUAUAGAACUGGAAGGCCAAAUCCAGACAAUUUAUGGAAAGAACUUCCAUUUUGUAUAAAUACUGUCAGUACUGUGAUGGAGCCCUUCUCAUUAAAUAACUGGAUCAGCAGCCACCGUCAGGAUAUUAAAAUGAAGCAGGUUGUGGACAUGUUCAGUGACUACUUUGAAAUUCAGACAGCGGUAUUUGGUUCUGGACAAAGUGAAGACAAGGGAGCUACGGACUCUUGGAUAUGGCAGUUGGAGGGUACAUCCGUGGUGGUAAUGGAUGGCAAAACUACCAAGCUAACAGCAGGAGACAGCCUUCCUGUGCCAGUAAAGAUGAAGUAAAUUGUUACCAGCCUGCCAUCACCUUGGCUGAAGACCAUUAACUCAGAGGGAUUAGGAGGUUUUCAAGAUUCUAUUCCUGCUCCACGCCCAUAAUGCUGCUGGGGAAAGAGAACACGUGCGUAUUCAGUUUAAGCCUGCUAACAUUUUGUUUAUAUUCCAGGUACACUUGGAAAAGGGCUGAAGGAACUGUUGCCCUUCAUGUCAUUCAGGACCCAGCAAGGAAGAGACCCUAUACUAAAUAAGACGCCUCACAUCACAGAAUAAUCUUUAUCUAGUUUACUUGAAUAAUUGAGAAUUACUAUUUAAGAUUGCAAAUACAAAUUUUGGAUAGAUAGAUUCAUUAAUACCAAGGUUUUAAAAUCAUGAAAAGGAAGGGAAACAAUUACAUUAUUCUAUCAAUCAUGUUAUGAACAGAAUUACAAAAAUAUUUUAAACAAAUUAGAUCAAAAUCAAUUUGCAAUCAAACAUCUUAAUUGCGAGUCAUUGCUUUGUUGUCGUAAUACUGUAGUAUGUAAUUUGUCAUUGUUAAUUGCAUCAUAUGCAAUCUUUGCAAGUAAAAAUCUCAAAGUCUGAAAAAUAAAACAACACCACAGCUGUGGAAAAUCUGAAACAAUACAGGAAAUGCUAAUGUAAUUCUCAAAACAUAAGGCAAAGUCUGUAAAGGAAGAAACAAGAGUUACAUAACACAUCAAUUUGAUGGUCAUUCAUCAGCUCCUAGCAAGGAAAAGAUCCUGUGGUCAAUAAGUACUUAAGGCAUAGAUAGUUUUGGUUGGAACUGAUCCUGGCUGACCAACUUAAUGGAAUUUUUCAAAGAGGAAGAAGACAUGUUAUUGUGGGCAAUAUGGUUAAUAUGGUCCUAAAUAGACUUCAGUAAGGUCUUGUAUAAGAGAGAAGGUUUGAGCUCAUUUCACAAAGGGCUUGUUAAUAGAAGGCAGUGGUUAAUGAUGGGAGUGAAAAAUAAAAAAAAAACAAAGAUGCUGGAAUUCUGAGAUAAAUUGGGAAGUGGUGGAGGAUUUUUGUGGUGAACCAAAGGAAUUGGUGCUGGGACCCUUGCAGUUCCUCAUUAAUAUA